AUGGCGCCACCCACAGAGAUACCAGAUGGGUUUUUUGAGAUCAUUCCUCUUGACGGAAAAGACCAAAUCGAGCCCCUGGAUAUCAUACGCUCACUUGUCUUUUUUUCUGUUGGCUCCCCUCUUGACGAUGGCAAGAUGCGUGAUGCCCUUGACCAACUCAUCAAAAAACAUCUACCUAUACUUGGCGCUCGGAUCAAAUCAACAGGCAAGGUGAACAAACUUGCCUACCAUUGUCCAACUCGGUUUCCAGACGACUAUAUACUCUUUGAAUGGACCAGUGCCUGUGUCGACUCCAAUUUGGACGACGCCCAGCUUCUACCCGAGAAACCCGCCGGCAGUGCUGCCCCAUUCUUUGGCCCAUGUAAUAUCCCUGAACUCGAACUCAAAUGGACGCCGAAAGAUUGGCCUCGGGAUCGAAGAGAUCCCAACACGCCUCUUCUUCUGGUUCACAACACAUAUUAUCGCGAUGCGACCGUCGUGGCAUUGAGCAUACCGCAUUGUGUUUCAGACCAGAUGGGAAUCGCCAGCCUGGUCAAGGCCUGGCUACAAGUCAUGCAAGGCCUUGAGCCUGAUACAUUCAUUGAACUGAGUUCAAAAGAUCUCAUUGGGAAAAACAAACCCUCCCCGCAAGAGCUACCACCAGGCAAUCGCCAACGAAUUAUGACAGGCCUAGAGAAAAAUACGAGCUUGGUGUGUCCUAUUUCUGAGCUGAUUCGUCAUCCCAAAGAAAUGCGACGACUGUUGGUCUUACCAGAAUCCCUAAUCCACAAUUUGCGAAAAAGGAUUUCACAUGAUUUAAAGGCUAAAUACGGGGAAGAUUCACAGUCUCCGAGCAACGGAGAUGUUGUAAUUGCUAUUGCCACCAAGCUCUCUCACUACGGUCGCAAAUCCAAAAAAGAAAUCAUUCUAACAGGGGCUAUCAAUGGGCGAGGCCGGUUGGCUUUUCUACCACUAGGACAGCCCUACCUGCACAACUGUAUUGGCUUCUCUUAUGCUAGGGUUGCGGCAAGUCGCGAUACGCCUAUCGCGGAAAUCGCCUACCGGCAUUGCCUCGCUGUGAAAGAGGGGAUCCAGGAGCAAUCUAUUCAACAUGAUAUUUCCGUUAUCGAGGAACUGUCUCGAAGAAGACUUACUUUGAGUCUCACUGAGCCAUAUCGACACUUUUAUACUACAUCGAACUGGAGUUCUGCAUGGCAUGGUAUUGAUUUUGGACCGGCCAGGAAAAUUGAUCCGGGAUCAGAUUCUCAAAUCGCAGUCAAUCUAUUUCCGCGCGUGAUCGGACAUUCUCUCGUUCGGGGUUUUCCAACGAGGUUUAUCUGCAAGGUUAUGUCCAAGGCAGAUGGUGGGUAUUGGUGUGACUUUACUACCAGUUCCAAGAGAAUGAGGUUGGUUGAGAAGCUGUUCAAGCUGGAUCCACAACUCUCGACAUUAUAA
Messenger RNA from Penicillium verhagenii, 1434 nucleotides. RefSeq names its product BCL5p. Lineage: Eukaryota; Fungi; Ascomycota; Eurotiomycetes; Eurotiales; Aspergillaceae. The record is from RefSeq and is a predicted model, not a curated record. The transcript has a single exon. Gene Ontology annotation, molecular function: acyltransferase activity, transferring groups other than amino-acyl groups. The coding region runs from base 1 to 1434 and encodes 477 amino acids.